Molecule: messenger RNA, 942 nt
Organism: Choloepus didactylus (southern two-toed sloth)
Lineage: Eukaryota; Metazoa; Chordata; Mammalia; Pilosa; Megalonychidae
Product: olfactory receptor 1440-like
Exons: 1
Coding region: 1-942 (313 amino acids)
Biological process (GO): sensory perception of smell; G protein-coupled receptor signaling pathway
Cellular component (GO): membrane
Molecular function (GO): G protein-coupled receptor activity; olfactory receptor activity; odorant binding
Source: RefSeq, a predicted model, not a curated record
AUGACAAGGGGAAGAAACAGUACAAUUACCAGGUUCAUCCUCUUAGGAUUCUCUGAAUUCCCAAAGCUCACCAUUGUCCUCUUUGCAAUAUUCCUAGGGAUCUACCUCAUGACAGUAUCUUGGAACGUGGGCCUCAUCACCCUAAUCAGGAUGGACUCCCAUCUGCACACACCCAUGUACUUUUUCCUCAGUAAACUGUCCUUUCUAGACAUUUGUUAUGUUUCUACUAUAGCCCCAAGGAUGCUCUCAGACUUCUUCAAGAAGCAAAAAUUUAUCUCUUUUAUGGGGUGCACCAUACAGUACUUCUUUUUCUCUAGCCUGGGCUUGACUGAGUGCUGUCUUCUGGCGGCCAUGGCUUAUGAUCGAUACGCUGCCAUUUGUAAACCUCUGCUCUACACAGCCAUUAUGUCUCCCACCCUCUGUGUGCAGAUGGUGGCAGGAUCAUCUAUAACUGGAUUCUUUGGCUCAUUUAUCCAACUCUGUGCUUUACUUCAGCUCCAUUUCUGUAGGCCAAAUAUCAUCAACCACUUCUUCUGUGACCUGCCCCAGCUGCUGACCCUAUCCUGCUCUGACACUUUUUUCUUUCAAGUCAUGACAUCUGUGCUUACAGUCAUCUUUGGACUCACAUCUGUCCUGGUUAUCAUAAUAUCCUAUGGUUAUAUUGUUGCCACUAUUCUGAAAAUCACUUCAGCUGAAGGCAGAGCCAAGGCUUUCAACACCUGUGCUUCUCACCUGACAGCAGUGACCCUCUUCUUUGGCUCUGGUAUAUUUGUUUAUAUGUAUCCUAACUCUGAUGAUUCCUUGAGCCAAAACAAACUGGCAUCAGUCUUAUACACUGUUAUAAUCCCCAUGUUAAAUCCAUUGAUCUACAGCCUGAGGAACAAGGAAAUCAAAGAUGCCCUAAACAGAUGGAAGAAGAGAAUCUUCUUUUGGUGCUACUAA